Messenger RNA from Teleopsis dalmanni, 881 nucleotides. RefSeq names its product B9 domain-containing protein 1-like. NCBI's taxonomy places the organism in Eukaryota, Metazoa, Arthropoda, Insecta, Diptera, Diopsidae. Bases 229 to 846 code for a protein of 205 amino acids. Gene Ontology annotation, biological process: cilium assembly. The transcript has 4 exons. Gene Ontology annotation, cellular component: MKS complex. The record is from RefSeq and is a predicted model, not a curated record.
UAUGAGAAGUCUGCAGAUUUCGAUAUACACAAGGAGACAUGUGUGUAGACUUAACAAACAAUUGAAAAGUUUUAAUUUUACCGCAUACAUGUCUUAGACCGAAAUUUGGUAUGCAAACUUAAAUAUAGAAGAUGCGAUUUGGUAGCACGCAUACCAUGUCUGCAAACAUGUAGUAUCGUCUAUAUCCUGCUUUGUUCCAAUAAUAAUUUCUAAGAAUCAUGAUAAAAGAUGGCGCUAAUAAACAUUAGACGUUAUCAAGUUAAAAAUAUGGAAUCACCUACGACUGCAAGCACUUUCAAUAUUUUUAUAUCUGGGCAAUUGGAAUCUGCAAUUUUUCCAAUGGGUCCAGAUGCUGAUGAAAUAUUUUGCCGUUACGAAGUGGUUGCUGGUGCCGAUUGGGAAUUGGUGUCUGGUUGUCAAAAUGGUAUAACGCAGACGGCUUCAAACAAAUGUGGCCACUACAAUGACAAAAUCGUACUGAAUAUGCCAAUCGAAAUAACAUUCAAAAGUACAAGUCCUCAUGGAUGGCCUCAAAUAAUAGUUAUAAUCUAUGGUAAAACUCGCUGGGGUGUUGAAACAGUUUUAGGUUACAGCCGCGCUCAUGUACCUAUAUUUGGUUCGAAUAGUGCACGUAGAAUUACAGCGCCAAUACUAAUACCAAAAUGUACCAAUCUUGUUUCACAAAUGACAAGCUGGAUUACUGGAAAAAAUCCUGAAUUAAAGAAUCCAAGAAUUUUACUUGAUGCCAAUAUAAAUGGUUUAGCAGUGGAAUCAUAUGGAGAAAUUAUUCUGAUGUUUAACGUUAUUUCCAGAGGAGCAAAUCAGCUCGGAUAUGAUUGGGGUUGAAAUUAAAACAUAUAGAUAUUUUUUUCCAUUCGUUU